AUGAACGAAUCUAUCUAUACCAUAAAAACUCAAAUUUCUUCAUCCCAAAAAGAUGAAAAGUUAGCUCAAUUUCGCAACAUUUUCGGCGACUACACAGAGUAUCAAAUGAAAGUCUCAAUGUACAAACAUUCAAGAAUGAUUAUCCAAGUUAACGAAGAAUUAGAUGGCCAACAAGGAGUAUCCAAUGUUAUCACUCUUGGAAGCUAUUUCAAGACAAAAGAUCCAGAAAAAUCCGUUUACCUUCAACAUAUGGUUAAUAGUAAAAUUACAGGUAACAUUCACGAGUUUUUGCAGUCAAUUGGCGAAAAUUUGGAGCGCCAGUGGAUUGAAAAAGGAUAUGCAUUUAAACAAGAUAAAAUGAAUAUUCGAAUUUUCUCAAUAUUCGAUGAAAAUGGCCAUGAAAAAUAUUCCGAUACAAUUGGUAUUGUUUUUGAGUCUACGAGCAACUAUACAGACAAUCAAGAAACUAUUUGUGCUGCUCUUGAUCGCGCAUAUACUUCUGUUUUAGAAGGCGUUCCGAGAUACAACCCAGAAGCUAGAUAA
This is a messenger RNA of Trichomonas vaginalis G3, 543 nucleotides long. RefSeq lists its product as uncharacterized. The record is from RefSeq and is a predicted model, not a curated record. Gene Ontology annotation, cellular component: mediator complex. NCBI's taxonomy places the organism in Eukaryota, Parabasalia, Trichomonadida, Trichomonadidae. The transcript has a single exon. The coding region runs from base 1 to 543 and encodes 180 amino acids. Gene Ontology annotation, biological process: regulation of transcription by RNA polymerase II. Gene Ontology annotation, molecular function: transcription coregulator activity.